AUUCUUUUAUAUCGCUCUUUAUGAUGGUGCUCGCAUUUUUGAUAACGACAGUUAUUGGAAAAGAAUGUCGAAUUCUGUAUAGGGAAUCUUUCACAGCAGAUCAAUCUAUGUUUCAAUUAGAGGAAGAUAAAAACAUUUAUACUCAAAAACUUGAAAGCUUAAGUGAUGCCGAAACAAGAAGUAUAAGAGACAAAUUCUUUGAAAAGAUUGCUGAAAAAGCCAAGAAAGAAGUGGGAAAUUGCGAUGUUAAGACUUACGAAAAAGACUUAAAUAAUCUUACAUCUGAUGGAAUUGUCCCUACAACCCAAAUGGGUUAUUUUAGUAUAAGAACUCGUCGUUCGAAACCAAUUAUCCUUUGGAAUUCAGCUAUAAAUACUACACUUUUAUUCGUACUACAUCCAGAUGAGAAUAGAAUAUUAGCGGAAAACAAUAUGAAAAUAAUGAUAAAGUAUAUGCAAGAUUAUUGCAAUAUUUUUAGUCAGCCAUCAAAUGCUCUGUUGAAGCCCGAUAGAAUUAAAUCAAUUUUAGAUGUUUUCUUACCCAACGGAUUGUUAUUAUUCAUGAAUCACGCGCUAAUUAAGCAAUUAAAGACAAAAAUUGAAAUUUCCAUGGCAUCAUAA
Molecule: messenger RNA, 620 nt
Organism: Dimorphilus gyrociliatus
Lineage: Eukaryota; Metazoa; Annelida; Polychaeta; Dinophilidae
Source: the annotation of a GenBank genome assembly